Messenger RNA from Nerophis lumbriciformis (worm pipefish), 1654 nucleotides. Lineage: Eukaryota; Metazoa; Chordata; Actinopteri; Syngnathiformes; Syngnathidae. The record is from RefSeq and is a predicted model, not a curated record.
AGUGACUGGUGUCCCUGUGAAGAGUGAAGAUGAUGAGGUCAAAGGUGAGAGAGAGGCGGAGCCUCCAAGCAGCAGCUCAACACAACACAUGACAACAGAAGCUGAUGGAGACCACUGUGGAGGAUCACAAGCAGACAAGAUCUUAGCUCCACUAUCAGAUAGUGAGGACACAACGUCACACUCUCCUCACACUGAUGAUGAACACUCUAAAGAUGAUGCAACAUGUCACACUGACAACACUCACUUCACAUGUUCUCACUGUCACAAAACUUUUAAAUACGAUUGUCAUCUGAAAGUACACAUGAGAACACACACUGGAGAAAAACCUUUUUCCUGCUCAGAAUGUGGUAAAAGUUUUGCACUAAAUCAAAGUUUAAAAGUACACAUGAGAAUACACACUGGAGAAAAACCUUUUUUCUGCUCAGAAUGUGGUAAAAGUUUUGUACUAAAUCAAAAUUUAAAAGAACACAUGAGAAUACACACUGGAGAAAAACCUUUUUUCUGCUCAGAAUGUGGUAAAAGUUUUGUAGUAAAUCAAAAUUUAAAAGUACACAUGAGAAGACACACUGGAGAAAAACCUUUUUCCUGCUCAGAAUGUGGUAAAAGUUUUGUAGUAAAUGAAAAAUUAAAAGUUCACAUGAGAACACACACUGGUGAAAAACCUUUUUCAUGUUCAAUCUGCGGUAAAUAUUUUACUCAAAGGCCCCAUUUAAAAUCACACACUAAAACACACACUAGUGAAAAACCAUACUCCUGCUCAAGCUGCAACGAAAGCUUUCGUCACCUAAACACUCUUAGAGCACACAUGAGAAGACACCCAGGAGAGAAAGUAUUGAGUUGCAGUGUGUGUGGUGAAAGAUUGUCUUCUAAGUACCAGUGUAAGAAACACAAGUGUGCUGGUGAGAACAGCAGCAGCAAAUGAAGAUGCAGGAUUUGAAAUAAACUGUCAAGACUUUAACUUUGACUUUCUAACAACAUCAGCACAUAUAACAUGUGUGACAUCAUUGUUGUGUGUGUAACACAAUCUUGUUAAUAUGAUUCUAACAUUUAUAGAUUAGACACUUCAGAUUAGUGCUUUUAUUUCAGUCAAGUACAUGAGUUAAUAUACACAUUUGUGUACUUUAAAAUGAACAGAACAAUUGGACUGAAAAGGUGAGAAUAAACAGUACAUAAAAUAUGUUACAUACAAUAAACAUUUUAUGUGUAGAUAUUCAUAAUUCACUGUUAUACUUAUUCAUAAUAGUGUUUUGUAUAUGUUUUUUGAAAUAAUGAUGGGUUCUAUAGAUGAACUCCUUUAUAUGAUGUACAUAAUUGUUUUACAUGUGUUCAUACCUUUGCUUUUGAGUACACAUAAAUCCCUCUUAGUUCAUAUUUACUGGUUCACAUGUGAAACAUCUUCUGGACCACUUCUGGAAGCAUAUUAUUAUUUACUUUAUACAUCAUUUGAACAGUUGUGUUUUAUACAAUUUUAAAAUGUGUGACUUUAUGAAUCAUUUGUUGGGUCUCUAUAAUCCAUUCUAUUAAUUGUCUUUAUUACUCUCUUUUGUAAUAUGAAUAUUGUUGUGUGAUUGUUUUAUAUGUAUGUCCCCAGACCUUUAUGCAAUAAACAAUGUAUGCUUCAACUGAAGUUGGGUACAAUAAAUGUAGUUAAUAU